AUGGGUAGUCGCGCUAGUGUUCAACAAGCAAUACCUUCAUCGGUUGAAAUGGAACAUUACAAACUACAGUAUAUUGGUUCUUCUAAUUUUAUAGCUGAUAUCAAUACUGCUGAUCAUAUCUUCAAUCUUCACAACACUGAUGAUCAUGAAGACGAAUUUGAUUAUGCCGACUGUUGCGAUAUAUAUAACAGAACUUCUUAA
Adineta ricciae is the source of this 201-nucleotide messenger RNA. NCBI's taxonomy places the organism in Eukaryota, Metazoa, Rotifera, Eurotatoria, Adinetida, Adinetidae. The record is from the annotation of a GenBank genome assembly.